Castor canadensis (American beaver) is the source of this 3087-nucleotide messenger RNA. NCBI's taxonomy places the organism in Eukaryota, Metazoa, Chordata, Mammalia, Rodentia, Castoridae. The record is from RefSeq and is a predicted model, not a curated record.
UGUCCUCAGCAAAACAAACUUGCUCUUCUGUGUGAGAGACAGCUUGGUUUCUAUGCCCUUCUUAUCAGACUCUGAGGAGCCCUGGCCAGGAACAGAGUGUGGUUAUGGAAUCCAGUGCUAGCGUUUAGGCUGCUUUGGGGAAGGUGAAUAUGGUGAGGAGGUCAUCACUAAGGAGCAGCAUGCCUCUGGGUGUUAGCCCCACCCCGUCAGUACCAGAUGCAAGACUGCAGAAACUGGCCUCUCAUUAGAGGCCUUAUUCUGCAACGUGGGAAGGCCCUCUCCACGCCAUGCUGCUGUCCAGUUGUGUUUCAGGUUCAUGUCUGUUCUCCCGGGUGACUGUAACAUGGAAGUUCUCAUGUCCUGUGGGCUCAGCACACAUGCACUAACCUAACCUCACUUUAGCCAGGAGCUCUGAGAUAUGUUUUUGUGUAUUACAAGUGAGUGCCCAGCCCCCUUCUGAAAAUGUUGGCGUGAGAAAGACCCAAGGCCAUGAGUUGGAGAUUCGCAGUUGGUUGUCCUCUCUGCCCCCUUUUCGCCUGUAGAGGAGCUCUGGCACUCUAGAGAGGCAUGCUCAUAUUGCUGUUGGGAUCUGAGUCAGGCUUAGCACCUGUGAGAAUGCCUGGCUUGCUGGGUGGCUCCUUGCUUUCUCUCUGCCUGAUCUGCGGGUCAACUUGGCAUUCUUGCUCAUCAGCAUCAACCUCAGCUUCAGUCCUGAGAAGAAUUCUUUUCCUCUGGUGCACAGGGAGGAGGGAAGCCUGCUGGCUUCGUGGUGUGUGGGGGUUACAGCUCUCAUGGCUGCAGCAAGUGUGACCCCCCCUGGCUCUCUAGACCUGCUGCAACCUGGCUUCUCCAAGACCCUCCUGGGGACCAAGCUGGAGGCCAAGUACCUGUGCUCGGCCUGCAGAAAUGUCCUGCGGAGGCCCUUCCAGGCCCAGUGUGGCCAUCGCUACUGCUCUUUCUGUCUGACCAGCAUCCUCAGCUCUGGGCCUCAGAACUGUGCUGCCUGUGUCCAUGAGGGCAUAUAUGAAGAAGGCAUUUCUAUUUUAGAAAGCAGUUCGGCCUUCCCAGAUAAUGCCGCCCGCAGGGAGGUGGAGAGCCUGCCGGCUGUCUGCUCCAAUGAUGGGUGCACUUGGAAGGGGACCCUGAAAGAAUACGAGAGCUGCCACGAAGGACUCUGCCCAUUCCUGCUGACCGAGUGCCCCGCAUGUAAAGGCCUGGUCCGCCUCGGCGAGAAGGAGCGCCAUGCUGAGCAGGAGUGCCCUGAGAGGAGCCUGAACUGCCGGCACUGCCGGGCAUCCUGUAGCCAUGCGAACCUGGAGGCACACAAUGAGGUCUGCCCCAAGUUCCCAUUGCCCUGUGAUGGCUGCGGCAAGAAGAUCUCUCGGGAGAAGUUUCAGGACCAUAUCAGGACAUGUGGCAAGUACCGGGUCCCCUGCAGAUUCCACGCCAUUGGCUGCUCCGAGAUGGUAGAAGCUGAGGAACUGCAGGAGCAUGAGGCACAGCGGCUCAGGGAGCACCUGGCCCUGAUGCUGAGCUCACUCCUGGAGGUCCAGACUCCCCUGGGAGACCAGAGCCAGGCAGGGACAGAGCUGUUGCAGCGGUGCCAGACCCUAGAGCGGAAGACAGCCACCUUCGAAAACAUAGUCUGUGUCCUAAACCGGGAGGUGGAGAGGGUGGCUGUGACUGCAGAGGCCUGUAGCCGGCAGCACAGGCUUGACCAGGACACGAUUGAGGCCCUGAGUAACAAGGUGCAGCAGUUGGAGAGGAGCAUCGGCCUCAAGGACUUGGCUAUGGCUGACCUGGAGCAGAAGGUUCUGGAGUUGGAGGCAUCCACCUAUGAUGGGGUCUUUAUUUGGAAGAUCUCAGACUUCGCCAGGAAGCGUCAGGAAGCUGUGGCUGGCCGUACGCCUGCCAUCUUCUCCCCAGCCUUCUAUACAAGCAGGUAUGGCUACAAGAUGUGUCUGCGUGUCUACCUGAAUGGCGACGGUACCGGUCGGGGAACACAUCUGUCUCUCUUUUUUGUGGUGAUGAAAGGCCCCAAUGAUGCCCUCCUACGAUGGCCCUUCAAUCAGAAGGUGACAUUAAUGCUGCUUGACCAGAACAACCGGGAGCACGUGAUUGAUGCCUUCAGACCUGAUGUGACCUCAUCCUCCUUCCAGAGGCCUGUCAACGACAUGAACAUUGCCAGUGGUUGUCCCCUCUUCUGCCCUGUGUCCAAGAUGGAGGCCAAGAAUUCCUAUGUGCGGGAUGACGCCAUCUUUAUCAAGGCCAUUGUGGACUUGACAGGGCUCUAGCCACCCCUGCUGGGAACAGCAGCUCAGUGAAGAGCCCCACCCUAGGCCAGGGCCCUGCCACAUCAGGAUGGGCAGGCUGGGUAUGGGCACCCGGGAGGGCCUUGACCUGCAGCCAUGUACACCGAGAGGGAGCUGCCAGCUUGUUCUCAGCUGGAAGAGACUGUCUGGAGGGCUCGGGAUGAUUCAGCCCAGGGCCCUAGUGGGACCAGCUGGGACUCAUCUCUGCUUCCCAGCAGAACUGUCCUCACUGUCUAUUCUGUGCAGGGUGGGACGGGCCCCUGGGUGUAGCACUUGGAGGGAAACUGCUCUCAGGAGGGCUUCAGAGCCUUCCGUGCAGCCAGAGUGUGGUGGAGCAGCCUCGUGCCCUUCUAUGAGGCCUGUGGGAAGAAAGUGGGGUCUGCUCCACCUACAGAAUGUAGCCCUGGAGAGAAGGGGGCAUUCUGAGUCCCAGGUGCUUGCUGGACAGGAGGCUGCCUGUGCCACCUGGUCCAGGCUGGGCACCCAGCCCAGUGGCCUGUGUUAACUGCACCGUCAGGCUGAGGAGAAAUCAUUAAACCAUUGAGAUAUCUGUGGUGAGUAGUGUAUCUGGCUCCAGUUUGCCUGUGGCUUCCAGCCUAAACAGUGCUGACCCUCUGGGGCCUCCUGACUUCUUUCUUACCUCAGGCCUUCUAUGUUCCUUAUACACUGUGAGCUUCCCAAGUGCUCCCAAGACAGCAAAGCCACAUGUGACCACCCCAUUCUGUGCCCACCUAUAGUGGGAUGAAGAGCUGGCCCUUUGUCCUGUCUGUGUGUA